AGAAUAGCAAAGUGUCGUGACGCCACUUCCUGGUGGUUGUGCGGGAAGUUUGGUCCUCACAGUCAACAACAGUCCUUACCGUCAACGUUCAACAACAAAGUCAAGAUGCCUCCUAAAGCUAAGGCGGCAGCGAAAGGCAGAGCUCCACCCAAGAGGAAGCUAGCAGAGGAGUUUCCACCCGGAGAAGUCCUUACAGACACUGGGAAGAAGGCCUGGAAGCUGGGGGCUCCAGUCGGACAGGGCGGCUUUGGCCUCAUAUAUUUGGCUGAUGAGAAUUCUGCAAAACCUGUAGGUGCUGAUGCUCGCUAUGUCAUCAAAGUGGAGCCCAGUGAAAACGGACCACUGUUCUCUGAGCUCAAGUUUUACAUGAGAGCUGCAAAGCCUGAUCUGAUCGAGAAGUGGAUGAAGUCUCACAAGCUGAAGAAUCUGGGAGUUCCCAGGUACUGGGGCUCAGGUCUGCAUGAGAGAGGAGGGAAAAGGUAUAGGUUCAUGGUUAUUGACAGACUGGGCACAGACCUGCAGAAGAAGUUUGAAGAAUGUGGAAAGAAGUUCCCCAGAAAACUGGUCCUGCAGCUCGGUCUUCGACUGCUGGAUAUCCUGGAGUUCAUCCACGAUCACGAGUACGUGCAUGCUGACAUUAAAGCAUCCAACCUCAUGUUGAGCCACAGCGAUCCCAACCAGGUUUACUUAGUAGAUUAUGGACUGGCAUAUAGGUACGCGCCCGACGGUGUCAUGAAAGAGUACAAGGAAGACCCCAAGAGAUGUCACGACGGCACCAUCGAGUUCACAAGCAUCGACGCCCACAAAGGAGCAGCUGCAUGUAGACGGAGUGACCUGGAGAUCCUAGGUUACUGCAUGCUUCAGUGGCUGUGCGGUCGCCUGCCCUGGGAGGACAGGCUGCAGGACCCCCUCUACGUCAGAGACUCCAAAAUCAGGAGUAAAGAAAACAUCUCUGAGUUUAUGACCAAGUGUUUCUCCUCUCAAGACAGACCAGUGUUUCUUUGUGUUGUAGAUGAGAUGCAGAGGUUCAUGGAGGAGGUGAAAGCUCUGGGUUACCAAGACAACCCACCGUACGACAAGUUCCGCUCCAUCCUGCAGGCCGGACUGAAGACUAUCCAGGCUAAAGAUGACAGCAAACUAGAGUUCACUCCCAUCAACGGAGCUGUAUCAACUCCUGCCAAGAAGACGACCAAGAGAAAGAAAGCAGCAGAUCAAGGAGAAGGAGGUGAUGAAACUGACGGAAGUCCGGUCAAGAAAAAGAGAGUCGCAAAGAAAAACGAAGUGAACGGUGUAAAGAAGAGUCCUAAAAAGUCUCCUAGACCAAAAAAGGUUGCCAGCACUGGAAAACGCAGUGUCCCCAAAUCCAGAUUGGUGGAGAUGGGCACCCAGACGUCACCUGGACUCGCCAAGAUAUCCAGAGGCAGACCCAAGAAAACCAGCACCUAAACAUCCAGCUCUCUCUUCACUCCUCCAUCCUCCUGGCUUUUCCCUGCUUCUUAAAAAAACACUUUUUCUAAGUUUUAUACUAUAUGAUUUUCUGUUUCUGUUCUGAUAUGUUACACACUGAUAAAUGUUGAUGUUUGACUAAAUGUCUUGUGGUUGAAAACAGCUCCAUUAUAAUAAAGAGGAAAUUAAAUUGUCA
This is a messenger RNA of Thunnus maccoyii (southern bluefin tuna), 1642 nucleotides long. It is a transcript of the gene vrk1, whose product is annotated as VRK serine/threonine kinase 1. Gene Ontology annotation, molecular function: protein serine/threonine kinase activity; ATP binding. The record is from RefSeq and is a predicted model, not a curated record. Lineage: Eukaryota; Metazoa; Chordata; Actinopteri; Scombriformes; Scombridae. The transcript is spliced from 13 exons. The coding region runs from base 106 to 1446 and encodes 446 amino acids. Gene Ontology annotation, cellular component: cytoplasm; nucleus. Gene Ontology annotation, biological process: peptidyl-serine phosphorylation; signal transduction.